Molecule: messenger RNA, 1549 nt
Organism: Etheostoma cragini (Arkansas darter)
Lineage: Eukaryota; Metazoa; Chordata; Actinopteri; Perciformes; Percidae
Gene: nrbf2b
Product: nuclear receptor binding factor 2b
Exons: 4
Coding region: 191-1060 (289 amino acids)
Biological process (GO): autophagy
Source: RefSeq, a predicted model, not a curated record
AAUGCACUGUAGAACGGAUGUGACAUCACGACGUGUUGACGCAGCUUUCGCUGUGGAGGCGACUGUUGUGCUUCCCUGGCAGUAGCUAAUAUUCGUAUAAUUCUUUUUUUUUUCAAUACUUUUUUUUCUAACGCAGUGCAAAUGACAGCGACACAUUUCAUGUAGUGUAAACCAUAGAAUAAUUGAUUCCAUGGAGGUCGUGGACAGCCCGCUGAAUCUCGCCCAUCAGCAGUGCAGGAAGGCAGACCGUUUGCUGGUGGCUGGAAAGUAUGAAGAGGCCAUCUCCUGUCAUGGAAAAGCAGCAGAUCUUUUGACAAAUGCAAUGAAGACAACAGAGUGUAAGCAGGCCUGUCUGUCCAUGGAGCUGCAGAGGGACAGUCACAUCAAACAGCAGCGACUGAUCCAAGAGCGCUGGAAGAGAGAGGCUCGUCGUGAGGCAACAAAGGCCCGACCGGGCCAGGUGCAGCCCUCUGGCAACCCAGCCCUCCCGACUCAGGCCCAGUCCACAGGCCAGCUCCAGCCCCGCGGUUCCCCGGGCCCCACGGCUGAAGAGGGUGUAGGAGUCCGGGAGAGGGAGUACGACACCUUGCUCUACCAACUUCAGACUCGGCAGACUGGCGGCUGCCAGCCUUUGACUCCACCAUGCACUGGAUCUAAGACCACCAAGGACGACAAAACUCGCCUGGAAGAACAACAGACCACAAUCGAUGACCUGCGGCGCCUGGUCGACCAACUAAUGAACGAGAACCAGCGGCUGGCGGGCGAGAACAAACGGCUACAAUCGGAAAACGCCCAGCUGCACUCCGAGGCAUGCGAGGCAGCGGACUUUGUGGAGCGCUCGGAGCUCUGGGUGCUCCCCCAGGCGGGUGGCGCCAUGGGAACGGGGGGUGGGCAGGAGAGGAAAAGCACAGGGAAGGGAAAGGAGAUCGCAAUCCCUCAGCUGCCCCCGCUGGAGAUGCCGGCUCAGGAAGAUCUGUGUCUGGAUGAUCUGCCUCCUCUGGAGCUGCCAGAGGACAUCCAGAAUGAACUACAGGAGCUACUGGACAGGGACAAACUGUGAUACAAGACAUGUGUCUCUCUCACACACACACACACACACACACACACACUCUCUCUGUUCAAGUUAAAGGUGGACAGAGCUAUCAUGGAAAUUCUAUGAGCCCCGAACUCUGCACUAAUAAGAAGAAUACAGGUGCAGGAAAACAACUAAUAAUCAGGCAGAUGAAGUGAUAACCCCCAUAUUACUAAUACAAUGCAAUGGAAGAUAAUGGAGUAGUUCAGCCACAAUGUCAGAUGGGAAAUGGUGAGAUUGUGUGUCAGACAGUGAUGGAUGACAAGAUGGAUGUUGAGGGUUUUUUUUUUCUUAAACUACACACAACAUAUUUGACAUUGUGUCUGGUAAUAGCCGUUAAAUAACUCUGAACAACUUAGGCAGCAUAAUUUCAGUGUUCCCAGAGCUAAAUUAUAGAGCUCUUUAUAAGUCAAUCAUUUACAUAAUAUUUUGUACUUGUCAGCACAGUAAAUAAACAACAUUACCUUGUUUAAUUAU